This is a messenger RNA of Trachymyrmex cornetzi, 1667 nucleotides long. RefSeq names its product Death regulator Nedd2-like caspase (gene Dronc). Gene Ontology annotation, cellular component: AIM2 inflammasome complex; IPAF inflammasome complex; NLRP3 inflammasome complex. Bases 179 to 1411 code for a protein of 410 amino acids. The transcript has 6 exons. The record is from RefSeq and is a predicted model, not a curated record. Gene Ontology annotation, biological process: regulation of apoptotic process; regulation of inflammatory response; proteolysis. Lineage: Eukaryota; Metazoa; Arthropoda; Insecta; Hymenoptera; Formicidae. Gene Ontology annotation, molecular function: cysteine-type endopeptidase activity.
AUCAAUAGUCGAGUUAUAUACUAGGCUUGUGAUAUCUGACCAAUAAAAAGGAAGAAGGCAGUGAAGAAGAUAAAUAUAAUUCAACGCAAUUUUAUUAGUUUUAUCUGGUUUUGUUGAAAAUUAUUGAUAUUAAAACACAUAUUUUUAGAAGUGAAUAUUUUAGUGUUUCACCUUCAAGAUGAAUCGAAAGGAUCGCGAACAAAUAGAUUACUGCUGUGAAAGCAUUGUGUCCAAAAUUGAUCUGACGAAACUCUUACCAAAAUUAUUGGAAAACAAAGUUUAUAACAGAGACGAUGUAAACAUCCCACGGUGGUCGAAGAAUCUCGGGGCACAAAAUACAAUCAAAGAUGUAUUAUUGACAAUUAAAACAAGAGGACCGAAUGCAUUCAAAAAUUUGAUUCUUAGUCUAAGACAGUCCAAUCAUGAAGAUGUAGCUGAUAUAUUAGAGAAACAAAAUAAUACAAGUAGUAACACAAAUUUUAGACAAGAAAAUCCGUUGGAUCAUCAUAUUUUUUCUGAUGAAUUUUUUUCUGAACCUUUAACAAUCGAAGUAUGUAGGGCUACAAAAUUCUUAGAUUGUGAAUAUGAUCUCAUUGAGCGAUAUCCCAUGCGAAGUAAACCUCGUGGAUUGGUUUUGAUAAUCACUAAUAUUUAUUACGAAUUAUCGUAUGAAAAACCCAGAUUUUCGGCAAAACAUGACAAUAAUAAUUUAAAGAAAUUGUUUGAGGAAAUGGGUUUUACAGUUGUUACCUAUUUAAAUUUAACAGGACAGGCAAUGAAAGAUAUAAUUAAAGAAUUUUCAAAAAGAGAUGAUCUAAAUAAGGUCGAUUCGUGCUUUGUGAUCGUUACAAGUCAUGGUAUGGAAGAUGAAGAGAGUAACACAGAGAUCCAAGGCACUGAUUAUCAUAUCGCAAGUAGGCAAGCAAAUUAUGAAAAAGUUCUGUGCACAGAAGUCUGUGAUUACUUUACCGCAGAAGCUUGUCCUCAACUUGCAGAGAAACCAAAGAUAUUUAUUUUCCAACUUUGCAGAGGGAAGAAAAAACAAAACGGUGUAAUUCACUCUAGAAUCACUACAGACUCUUGUGCAGUGAAGUCAACAAAUGAAGCCAAUAUAGAAAUACCUCACAUUCAAACAAUAAGAAAUUAUUCAGAUAUGCUUAUAGUUCAAUCUACUUUGCCUGGGUAUGUUUCUUAUCGAGACUCCAAAACUGGUAGUUGGUUUAUACAAAUUCUUUGUAAAAUAUUCAUGAACCAUGCUCACAAAAAUCAUGUCCAGGAUUUAUUUAACAUGAUUGAUGCAGAGUUGAAAAUUCUUAGAACAACAAACCACGAAUGUCAGACGUCAUCUGUACAGUCAUUGGGAUUUAAUAAACAUUGUUAUCUUAAUCCCGGUCUUUUCAUGGAAUCAUGACGAAAGAAGGAAAAGUUAAACGUUUCAUUGCAUGAGCGAAAAUAUGCAAUAUUUUCAUAUUCUAUCAUGAAUAUUUUAAUACAUUUAAGUAUCAGUACUAUUUUAUAUAAACAGUGUAUACUAAAAAGCAGUAUUCUAAUCAUGUCUUUAUUAUUAAUCAGAUGAAUGUUCGUAAAGUGAUAUUUUUCUAUGUUAUUCUGCAAUAUUUACCACAUAAUUACAUGAAAGUAAAAAUGGAGAAACAAUAUGAAAGAAA